AUGAGUAAGGCAGCACUGGUACCCACGUCCUGUUUCGCCAUAAAUGACCCACCCAUAGACCCCACUGAAAGGGCUCGAGACACAAUCCUCUCAGUCAAGAAGCAUCAGGAUCUCGUUCGCGCUCAGUUGGCAGUUAUAGUAUCUCCGGAAAGGGAUUCUCAGCCACCCUCCACUGCUGCAAGCAGAGAAGCGGCCGAUGAGAGGUUCUCGUCCUCCAUUAACACCCCAUACCAGGGCUCCGGCAUUCCUAUAGCCCUCCCUCCAGAGCCUAUAGAGAACUUUGCAAAAGACAUCGAUCUGACGCUGGAACUUCUUAAAAGAUAUAACGAUAUCGCCGUACCUCAUCUUCAUGCUGUCUCAGGUUUUUGCGGCAUACCUCUUAGCUCUAUCGUACCUGCAAAGAGACGUGCAUCACAGCCAAAAAUAAGUACGAAGCCCUCAGCCUCAGCACUGCCGCGUCGCUCGAGCACAACAAACACAGUCGCUACUACUAUCACAGACCCAAGGCACCCAGAGCCGUCUCGCAGACCAUCGCUACCUCUUCCAUCGCCGUAUGGCACCAACACUAUCUCGUCCCCUGUCGACAGGUCGCGAGAUCCGCGCCGGGAUCAUCUCCAUAGGUUCCCUAAAUCUAAAUCUCCAGGAGAAAUCCGCUCAACUUUGGGACUCACACAUAGCCCUAUAUCGAGCACCGGAAUGCCCUCCCCACUAAUCUCAGAUGGAAGACGCGAAAAAGAUACUCCACGGGCAGUGGAACUAGACGUAAGGGAAGACGAUCCUUCCCACCUUAGCGUCACUUCUCCGCGACCUAUUCCGCCGCUCAUUUCGAACACGGCACAAUCAUCUGUGGAAAAGACCCAGGAUCCGCGCCGAAAGCGACAGGCACCGAUAUCCCCUCGAAAUGUGGAUUCUUCCAUAGAAGGCGCACUGAACAGUGGCGGAGCACAAUCAAGUAUCAUAAGGCCGAAUUCCGAAGGGACUUCGCCCAUGGGGAAACCACCUACCGAAAUAACGCAAGAUCCACGUCGCAGGCCUACCGUACAAACCGCACAGCAGCAUCCGUAUGAGUCCUCGUCCGCAAACACCCCAACACAGCCCAUAGGGUCACCAGCUACAUAUGUAGCGCCAAGUCCAACAUUAGAUCGAGAAGCUCAUACUGGCUCUGCAGUGCCCCCGCGUGGCUCAGAUGCAUCGGCGACUUCGGUGCCACCAAAACCAGUACAAGUUCUUGCGGGCUCUCGAGGGGGGCCAAGCAAUGCUCCACAACAGACGACGCUGGAUGCAGAUGGAGAUAUUCAAAUGGGUGGCACAGCGUACGACGUGGCUCGAGAUCCUCGCCGUCGGCCCUCUGUACCAACUCCAAUCUCAGAAUCAAACAUUGUAUCGGGUUCUAAUAGUCGCGAUAGGCAGCCACCACAGAAUCCAGCUCCCGCUCCCCCGGCGGUAUCCAGCAUCUCCCACUCUCUCACUCCUCGUGACGUGCACCCAGAGUUAAUCCAGCCCGCAGCUCCUUCCAAGGCAGCACUUCCUCGGGUGUCGCCAAACUCACCUAAUCCACAUUUUGACGCUGCGACACUUUCCGCACUCAGGGCAGCCAUCACAAACACUCCUCUUUACGAAGGCGACUAUGUAAACCUGGCAAGAAUAGGCGGUUAUCUAAAGCAGAACUCGCCUGAGAUUGACUUUCGGAUCCUUGGGUACAACUCUUUAUCAGACUUCAUGGACGCUUCUGGAAUCGUGGAGACGCGGGCUUUCUACAAGUCUGGCAAAACAGCGGUCAAAGGUGCACGUCUCCGAAAGACAUAG
This is a messenger RNA of Pseudovirgaria hyperparasitica, 1806 nucleotides long. RefSeq lists its product as uncharacterized. Bases 1 to 1806 code for a protein of 601 amino acids. The transcript has 3 exons. Lineage: Eukaryota; Fungi; Ascomycota; Dothideomycetes; Acrospermales; Acrospermaceae. The record is from RefSeq and is a predicted model, not a curated record.